Molecule: messenger RNA, 985 nt
Organism: Saprolegnia diclina VS20
Lineage: Eukaryota; Oomycota; Saprolegniomycetes; Saprolegniales; Saprolegniaceae
Exons: 1
Coding region: 74-730 (218 amino acids)
Biological process (GO): glutathione metabolic process
Molecular function (GO): glutathione transferase activity
Source: RefSeq, a predicted model, not a curated record
GCCAGAAGGAACGAACGAGCCGGCUGCGACGGCUUGUCGACGACCAUUGCUCAACAACUUGGCCCGCGCGCAGAUGACGGACGCCGAUGGCCUCGUGCUGCGGUACUUUGACAUCCCUGGCCGCGCCGAGAUCACGCGGCUCCUCUUCACCAUCGGCGACGUGCCUUUUCAAGACAAGCGCAUUCCCAAGGCGUUGUACCCGCACCUCAAGCCCAAGCUGCGCCUGCCGUUUGGCUCGCUCCCGACGCUCGAAGUCCAAGGUGAGACGUAUGGCUGCAGCCUCGCGAUCGCGCGCUACGCCGCAAAGCGCGUUGGCCUGUACCCGGACGACCCGCUCGCGGCCUUUCGCAUCGACCACUUUGCAGGUCUUGUCCACGAUACCAUGGUCACGCUGCUCGUGGUGCUGUACAUGGACGGCUGCGCCGUGCUGCGCGCCAAGCGGCUGCGGCGGGCGCGGCGGCGCAUUCCGCAGCUGCUCGAGCACUUGGAGGACGAAGCGCUCGGCGCCGGCAGCUUCUUCGCAAACUUGUCUUGGCUCGAUGUCUACCUCUUCGACCUGAUCCACAACGUCCUUUUGCGCUUCUGCAACGUCCUGCGCAUUCCGUUUGACAAGUACCCAAAGCUCCACACCAUAUACAAGACGAUCCUCUGUGAUCCCAAGAUCGCCGCUUAUUUAACGCGCACCGAGGGCCCGACCUUUCGCCCUCGCUGCACGACGACCCACUCCUAGUCCUAAUGCCAGCGCUCAUUAUUCGUUGUCUUCUCGGAUGUUGCUGCGGGUAUCGAGCGCCAUGGCGACGGUCCAUGAGAAGCUCCUCAUUGACCAUUAUCAAAGUCAUGGCUGUCCAUCUUGCUGACCGCUCGAGUUGCACAAUGGCGCAACCAACUGCGUGAUCAGCAUCUUGACACCAUGCUACCAGUACACACUUACCCGGCCAUCCGCGGACACACACGUGCACUGACGCUUCUAUAGUUCGCACUGGCA